GAAGAGCUCCACGUAGCGAAGAGGCUAUCUGAGCUACUGGCGUUAAGUUAGUCUAUCUAACACUGCGAUCAUCAUAGUUGUGUAACACUAUCUGAAAAUAAGCAUUUAAUGAUAGUGAGCAUUUGCUACGUACCCGAAGAAAACAAUGGCGGAUUUAGGAGUCGUUUGUAAACACACGAACGUGUCUGCUGUCCUAGAUGAAACAAUUGCAGAUUUGACGGAGCUCGAAGAUCUGGAGAAGGUGUAUUUAAAUCUGUGUAAUGAAGAGAAACAGGUCCAGGCAUAUCUACAGGUACUGGGUGAACAGCAAGGAACAAUUGAAAACAAAAUGCAGUUGCUUCAGCGGAUGAGACCAAAGCUGCAGUUGAUUGAAGGAGAUGCCUCUCAACUUGGUGGAAUGAUCAACUUCACCUGUAGUCUGGCUGAAAAUGUCAGCAGCAAAGUCAGACAACUGGACCUCACCAAGAAACGAUUGUAUCAGGCCAUACAACGUGCGGAUGAUAUUCUGGAUUUGAAGUUCUGCACAGAUGGUGUUCAGACUGCCUUACACAGCCACGACUACGAGCAAGCAGCUGCCCAUAUCCAUCGCUACCUUUCACUUGACCAGUCAGUCAUAGAGCUCAGUCGACAGGGAGGAGAAGGCAGUAGUGUGGAGACGAGCCUGGCUUUACUGAAGGAUGCAGAAGUGGAACUCAAAGCUCUGGUGACCAAGCGCCUUGAAGAAGCAGUAGCUGUAGAUGACAUCACUCAGGUGGAGCGCUUCUUCAAGAUCCUUCCCUUGCUACGCCUGCAUGAUGAGGGCCUUGCACUAUUUGCUAAUUACCUCAGCAAACAGCUGGCCAGUAAAGCGCAGGACAAUCUGACACUGGCAGUCACAUCGGAUGUAGGAGAAAGGAGAGCACCCAUGAUCUUUGUAGACACUCUGACACUACUGUUAGAAGGAAUUGCUCGUGUUAUUGAGACGCAUCAGCCUAUUGUGGAAACAUACUAUGGCCCUGGACGAUUGCAUACGCUUAUCAGUCACCUUCAAGGAGAGUGUGACAAGCAGGCACAAAGUAUUGUGGACAAAUUCAUCCAGAAUAGAGACUAUCACAAUAAGUUUCAGGUGGUACAGACAAGCAUGCUGAAGGGGGUGUCUACAGAUAAGAUCGUGGUCAGGGAAUUAGAUGCAGUCCUCUCCGAAGUAACUCUUAUGAACUCAAGAGCGGAGCUUUACCUGCGUUUCCUAAGGAGACGCAUGACGGCUGAUUUUGAAGUUGCAGACGCCAAUGCGCCUGAUGGUGUGUCUCAGGAGCAUCAGCAGUGUGCGGAGCGCCUGUUGAAGGAGUGCGAGUUGAGCUGUCGUAUGCAAGAGCUGAUUGGCUGCUACAUACCCAUGGAGGAGUACUACAUGAGGGAAACUGUCAACAAAGCUGUUGACAUGGACACGUGGGAAGUGGGGCAGAUGACGUCCAGCAUGGUGGACGACGUUUUCUACAUUGUGAAGAAGUGCAUAGGCCGCGCUCUGAGCAGCCAGUCCUCUGACUGCGUGUGUGCCAUGAUCAACCACGCCACGAGCCUACUGGAGCAGGAGUUCAGAGAGGUGCUCGUGGGCAGGUUGCGGAUGGGCUAUCCCGGCAGCGCGCUAGCAGACUUGCAAAGAGGUGUGAGCAGUGCCGUCAGCCUCAUGCAGAGCAGUCUUCAGCACGGUAAAAUACACACACACAUCGAGAGCCAGGAGCAGGCCAAGAAUGCCUUCCUCAUGACCCUCAACAACGUGGACGUGUGUAGCGAGAACAUCAGCACCCUGAAGAAGAGCCUGGAGAGUGAUUACGCAAAGCUUUUGAGCCAAGGGGCAGCAUCUGAGCAUGCACAGGCCAAGAUUGACAGCUGUUUAAUGGACAUGGUGAAUACAUCCAGCAAGUUCAAAGACCUGCUCCAGGAAGGUUUGUUGGAGUUGAAUAACUCUGCCAUCAAGCCUCAGGUAAAGCCCUGGAUCACCAGUUUCCUGUCUUUCUCGCACAACAUUGAAGAGGAGGAGUUUGGGGAGUUCGAGGCCAAUGACCCGUGGGUGCAGCAACUCAUCGUCCAAUUAGAGCAGCUCAUGGCGGAGUUUAAGACCUCUCUAUCAGCGGCGAUCUUUGACACUCUCACCAGCUUGAUGAUGAAUUUCAUCUCCAUGGAAAUGGAGAAGACCGUGUUCAAAUGCACCUUCAGCAGGCUAGGCGGCCUGCAGUUUGAUAAAGAACUGCGCUCUCUUGUUGCAUACCUCUCGUCUGUCACGUCCUGGACCAUCAGAGACAAAUUUGCUCGGCUGACGCAGAUGGCCACCAUACUUAAUUUGGAAAGGGUGUCCGAAAUCCUGGACUAUUGGGGUCCCAACUCCGCUCCACUGACAUGGCGUCUGACCCCCGCUGAGGUGCGACAGGUGCUGUCCCUCCGCGUGGACUUCCGCAGUGAGGAUAUAAAGAGACUACGUCUGUAACCGCCUGUCUCAAAAUAGGCAUUGCUCCAUUAUGUUGUUGUACAUAGAACCGUUGGUGAACUAUAUAUAGAGAGCAGUCUGUGUUUUUUGCUCCAUUACAAUGUGUUGAUAUUUAUUGUUAUUUUUUGCCAACAGUUCAGUUAGAAAAAUAGAGCAGGGAAGGUUAAUGUUGAGCUGUUCCUUUUACAAAACAACAAACAAGGCAGGGGUCGAAGAGUCAAGUGUUAAUAUCAAAUCUGUUUUGUCCACUUUACAUAAUAUUGUAAAUGUUUGUGAUUCUGGUUUUCUACUCGGGAAAUAAAUAAUAUUGUAUUUGCAUGGUUAAUUGCCCACCUGUCCUAUUUACAUUUUUUUUCUUAUUUUUGCUAAAACACUAAAUGCCAUUCUUUGACCAAGUGCUCAGUGGCCUGAAGCCAUCUCAUGCUCUUUCUAUGUCUAUCAUAAACAAGCUUCACAAUUUGCAGAUGUCACUGACCCUUUUUUGCUAAUUCAGAUUCAAAAGUAUUGAUCAUACUUGAUAAUUGUUUCAAAUUAUGUGAAAACCCAUAAGCCGGUUCAGAAUGUGAACAGGUUAUUGAAUAUUACAGUCCUACAGAUGUCCCAUAUUAGGCUGUAGAUUGUAGCACUUCUCAUUUACCGAACUGAACAUUUAGUCUUUUCCAAUACUUUAUUUUUACUGAAUGUACAGUACACGCUGAUUCAUGGAGUAAAAAAAACUUUUAUUUUUGGAGAUGCAAAAUGCAUUUCCUGUAAUCAAUAAGCACUAUGUUCUUCUUUUAACUGUACAGGAAGCUGUUGUAAAUGUUGUUUGGGAAUGAGGUUUUGUGUUAACAAUUUUCAGAAAAUGGUAGAAGGUUCCAAAAAAUGGUUUUAACCAUUGUGAAAAAAGUUAUCCAUGAGGCUUUCAGGGUGUCUGAAAAACACCGGGCUGCAUUAGGGGUGGGUUACCUGUAGGCUACUGUACAGUUCAUGAUUUACCUGUACUGUAUGGUGUGGUAUUUUAUAACACAAAUGUAAACAAAUAAAACAAAAUCAUACUGAUUUUUGGGAUUGGACAAAGUCAUUAACACAACACACCAUAAUUAUAACCACCACUUUAAUAACUGAACAUUUGAUCUUCAAA
This is a messenger RNA of Sardina pilchardus (European sardine), 3587 nucleotides long. It is a transcript of the gene cog4, whose product is annotated as component of oligomeric golgi complex 4. Bases 146 to 2464 code for a protein of 772 amino acids. NCBI's taxonomy places the organism in Eukaryota, Metazoa, Chordata, Actinopteri, Clupeiformes, Clupeidae. The transcript has a single exon. Gene Ontology annotation, biological process: Golgi organization; retrograde vesicle-mediated transport, Golgi to endoplasmic reticulum. Gene Ontology annotation, cellular component: COG complex. The record is from RefSeq and is a predicted model, not a curated record.